AUGUUCAGUGGAACAUUAAGGCACCUCUUUGGUGCAUAUGCAGCCCUUCUUUUUCUACAGAUCAUAGCCAUCCACCAUAGCUGCAGCGCUAGAAAGAACAGCAAUUACUGCUCUCCUUCUUCCUGUGGCAACAUCCAUAAUAUCAGCUACCCUUUUCGAUUAAACACCGAUCCCAAAAGCUGCGGCCACCAAAGUUAUGAACUUGUUUGUGAAAACAAUCGUCCAACUUUAUACUUGAAGACGGUGAAAUAUUAUGUUCAGGCGAUCGAAUACAGUAACUUCACGGUUCGACUUGUGGAAGCUGCUGUUCAGAAGGAUGAUUGCUUCUCCAUACCUCAUCGAUCUCUUAUCGCAUAUGAUAAUUACAUCAGCUACAGGAACUAUCUUCCAUAUAACUUUGGGUUCGAUAACCUUCGCACCGACUUUAUGACCUUUAGAUUAACUUUUAUUACUUGCGAAAAUCCAGUACUGAGUCCUCCAGACUAUAUAGUGGAUGCUUCUUCUUGCAAAAAUGAAAAUUCUACUGCAUAUAAUUCUACGUUCAGCUCCCGCAAUGCGGAAGGUUACUCCUAUGUCUUGGUUGCUGCCGACUUGCUGAAGGUACCGGACUUAUGCCGUAUAAAUUUGAUCUAUUCUGCCCCUGGAUCUGUUAUGCCAGAAAACAUGACCAAUAUUUCCUACAGAGAUGUCCAUGAUAUUUUGUUAUAUGGAUUUGAGCUUUCAUGGUACUCAGCUUGUUGUGAUUCUGUCAAUGAGAUCCAGUAAUGCAACUAUGAUAGUACAUAUUGUGAUUCA
Messenger RNA from Populus trichocarpa (black cottonwood), 795 nucleotides. RefSeq names its product LEAF RUST 10 DISEASE-RESISTANCE LOCUS RECEPTOR-LIKE PROTEIN KINASE-like 1.2. NCBI's taxonomy places the organism in Eukaryota, Viridiplantae, Streptophyta, Magnoliopsida, Malpighiales, Salicaceae. The record is from RefSeq and is a predicted model, not a curated record. The transcript has a single exon. The coding region runs from base 1 to 765 and encodes 254 amino acids. Gene Ontology annotation, molecular function: polysaccharide binding.